This is a messenger RNA of Hordeum vulgare subsp. vulgare (domesticated barley), 946 nucleotides long. Its product is annotated as protein LURP-one-related 15-like. Lineage: Eukaryota; Viridiplantae; Streptophyta; Magnoliopsida; Poales; Poaceae. The record is from RefSeq and is a predicted model, not a curated record. The coding region runs from base 126 to 740 and encodes 204 amino acids. The transcript is spliced from 3 exons.
CCCUGUCCCAUCCGGCGAAACACGCCAAGCACGCGCACCGAAUCCAUCGCCCGAGCAAGCGGAGCAGACACCACCUGCCGCCCACCGUCUCCCUCCCAGGAGCUACUCCGAGGCGCCAAGAACCGAUGGCGAUGGCCAGCGGAGCCCCGCCGGCGCCGCUGCCGGUGGUGGGGCAGCAGUUCUGCGCGCCCUACGUGGUGCCGCUGACGGUGACCAAGAAGUCCCUCAGCCUCUCCGACGGCGACUUCGCCAUCACGGACGCCAACGGCGCCGUGGUGCUCAAGGUCAAGGGCGCCAUCUUCAGCAUCCGGAGCCGCCGCACCAUCCUCGACGGCGGCGGGAUGCCCCUCCUCACCAUGCAAGAAAAGGCGUUCAGUAUGCACCACCGUUGGCAAGUGUUCAGAGGGGACAGCACGAACGCAGGCGACCUGCUCUUCACCGUGAAGACAACUUCGCUGAUCCAAUUCAAGACCGAGAUGGAUGUCUUCUUGGCCGGGAACACCGCGCAGCAAGUCUGUGACUUCAAGAUCAAGGGCAGCUACUUCGACAGGUCCUGCGUCUUCUACCUUGGCGACUCCAACAACAUGGUAGCUCAAAUGAGCCGUAAGCUGACUGUUUCAAAUGUGCUGCUCGGGAGGGACACGUUCAGUGUCACCGUGUUCCCGCACGUCGACUACGUGUUCAUCGCGAGCCUUGUUGUGAUCCUGGAUGAGGUUCACAGGGACAAGCGCGACGAAUGAUGAGUCGGUUUGAUAAGCUCCUGGAUCCUGAGUGUUCUCGCAGUACUACGUACGGCGGUCGUGUCAUCUCAAGCUGAUGUGUUGUCACUUGUCACUGGUGUUAUCUGCAUUUCUUGUAUGCUAGCAUGGUGAAUCAUGCCGAAUUGUGAUAUUGUGGAAUAAUGUUUAUGCUCCUUAUAUUUGAUCCCCGGCCUGCUAUUGUAUCA